This is a messenger RNA of Paramecium tetraurelia, 1164 nucleotides long. RefSeq lists its product as uncharacterized. Lineage: Eukaryota; Ciliophora; Oligohymenophorea; Peniculida; Parameciidae. The transcript is spliced from 2 exons. The record is from RefSeq and is a predicted model, not a curated record.
AUGUUUAAGGUUCUUAUUGCACUUAAAUCCUAAUAAUAAUUCAAGUGUUCAGUGACAAUGGCAGGGAAGACCAAAGUGAUAACCCUACCAUAAUCUGAAGGAUUAACAUUUAAUGUAGACUAAUUAAGCGCAAUCUAGUUAAAAUACAAUGAUGAAAUCUUUCGAAUUCAAAUGAAUGAGGAUAUCACUGAGACAACUGGUGAGUAUAAAUUUACAAAUGUUAGCGGCUAAUACUUUAUUGUGUUGAUAUAGGAUGUUGAGAAACCAUUUAAAUUAAACAUAAAAUAAAAUGCCUAAACAUCAGAAUCGCCUCUGAAGAAAAAUGAUACAGAAAGGAGUCUGACUGCGAGCAAUAAGAAAAUAAGCUUUAAGACUCCGACAAAUAGAUAGAAAUCUGAAUCUAAUUAAAAAUUGAUACAAUCCUUUGUUUUAGGAGAUAAUCUUAUGGAAUAAUUGAAAUAGGAGAAUAAAGAACUCAAAUAAAGAAUAAUUGAGCUUGAAAAUUAAGUGAUGACGUUGUAAGAAAAAAAUGAAUAAAGAAGUGAUAAGAUUGAUUAAUCCAAAUAGGAAGUUUCAGCAAAUGAUAUAAGAAAUGAUUUUUAAAAUCUGUUAAGGUUACAGUAAAGAUAAGCUCAAGAGAACAAAUAAUUACUUAAGCAAUUGAUGGAUUUAGAUACUAAUUAUUAAGAAUUGCUAGAAAAAAAAUCGUUGGUUGAUUAGGAAGUAACAAAAUUAAAAUAAACUAUCAGCUAAUUUGAUUGUCAAAUAACUUAAUUAAAAAGCAGAUUAACAUAAUUUGAAAUAGAUGGGUUAAGUCAAAACAUUUAAUUAAAUUUAUAAAUUGCAUAACCAAUAGAGAAUGAUGAAAUAGUGGACAACUUAAUUAAACUCAUAUUAAAAAUGAGAGCAACUGGAUCCCAAUACAUUCCUAUUAAGGAAGACAAAUUGGACUCCAAAUUAGCAUAGAUUAUUGCUAAAGAUCAUACUUAACAAUACCAAUUUAUUCGAUUGAAAUAAGGUUUAUAUUUGAUAGGAGAGGAUUAAUAUUAAUUAUUUUUGUAAGAUAAUAAGAUUAUGAUUACAACUGAAGAUGGCGUGUCAUAACUUUAAGAUUUUAUUAAGAGUCGAAAAAGAGUAAAAUCAAUUAAUGUUCGUAAAGCUUGA